GAGAGUCUUUAGGGAUGAAAUUGUGAAGUUUCGGAAACAAGGGUGUCUCCAUCUGUUACCCUCACACACACCUAGUAUCAACUUUCUUCUCUUUUUUUUUUUUUUUCCAUUUCACUAGCACUUUUGUAUUACAAUUACAUUGGAGUGAUGGAAGAAGGAAGGGUGUCUUCAGGAAAUGAGAACCAAAGCAGGUUCAAAAGGAUAUGUGUUUUCUGUGGUAGUAGAGUUGGACACAAGUCUGCAUUCAGUGAUGCUGCUCUUGAGCUUGGUAAAUUGAUGGUUGAAAGGAGAAUUGAUUUAGUCUAUGGAGGAGGAAGCUUAGGACUAAUGGGUUUGAUCUCUCAGACUGUGUUAAAUGGAGGUUGCCAUGUUCUUGGAGUGAUUCCUGAAGCUCUAUUGCCUCCUGAGAUAUCUGGAGAAACUUUUGGAGAAGUGAAAGCAGUUGCCGAUAUGCAUGAAAGGAAGUCAAUAAUGUAUGAACAAGCUGAUGCAUUCAUAGCACUUCCUGGAGGCUAUGGAACCAUGGAAGAGCUGCUAGAAGUGAUAGCUUGGUCUCAAUUGGGAAUACAUGACAAACCAGUGGGAUUGUUGAAUGUAGAUGGGUAUUUCAAUAGCUUGUUGAGCCUAUUUGAUAAGGGAGUGGAAGAGGGUUUUAUAGAAAACUCUGCAAGGCAUAUUGUGGUCAUAGCAGACACAGUAAUAGAACUCAUAAAGAAAAUGGAGGAAUAUGUUCCUCCAGUCCAUGGCAUAGUUGCACAAAAAUAAAGUUGGGGAGUGGACCAAUUAUUAGAGCCUACUCAAAGUGGGGAACCUCUAGGAUCUUAAAUCUCCAUCAUCCAUCACUAUGAAAAACAAAAUAAAACACAUAAUUCAGUUUAGUUCCAUUUUGCUGAGAAGAAAAUGACACCAAAGUACCCUGUCUCUUUCUCUGCUGUGCAAGUCUCAAGAUCCCACAUCUCAAUUCUCAA
Abrus precatorius (Indian licorice) is the source of this 968-nucleotide messenger RNA. RefSeq names its product cytokinin riboside 5'-monophosphate phosphoribohydrolase LOG1-like. The record is from RefSeq and is a predicted model, not a curated record. Gene Ontology annotation, cellular component: cytosol; nucleus. Gene Ontology annotation, biological process: cytokinin biosynthetic process. The coding region runs from base 148 to 765 and encodes 205 amino acids. Gene Ontology annotation, molecular function: hydrolase activity, hydrolyzing N-glycosyl compounds. Lineage: Eukaryota; Viridiplantae; Streptophyta; Magnoliopsida; Fabales; Fabaceae. The transcript is spliced from 7 exons.